GGUCUCCACCUAGAAAUGGCAUCUCAUUAAUUCUAUUGAUUUGUGGUGUUUGAAUCCCAGAAUCUCUCUUAGCUCAUCAUCCCCAUUUACUUUAAUCAACUCUCUACUCCCAACCUUGAACUGUUCAACAUAAAAGCCGUCAAAUUUCUGAGUCAUCACUCUUAUAAGUUAUAAAUACUGCCCACGCCUUCUGAUGUUCCUCAGUUACAUUGAAAAAUAUGAAACCCCCGACAGCAUUCUCUCUCUCAUCCUUCUAGAAACCUCAGAGUUUAUUACAUAGUACAUAGUAUAGACUAUAGUGUGGGCAUGGAGAGACCCAGAGGUUUCAGGCUUAGGAUGAACCCGGUGAGUGUUUUCCGGCGGUUUGUUGGCCGGAGGGGGAGCUCAGAGGUGUGGUGCGGCGUGGGGCGGAGGGUGCUGGCGGUUGUGAAGCGGGACGUGCGUUUAAUCCGGGUGGGGCAGGAGCCGCCGGGGCCGGAGAAGGCGAGUGUGCCGGCGGGGCACUUGGCGGUGUACGUGGGGGAAGCGGAGGGCGCCACGUGUAGGGUGGUGGUGCCGGUGUUCUACUUCAACCACCCUCUGUUCGCGAAUCUGCUCAGGGAGGCUGAGACGGUUUACGGGUUCGACCACCCCGGCGGGAUCCAGAUUCCCUGUAGGAUAUCGGAGUUCGAGAACGUGAAAUCAAGAAUCGCCGCCGACGGUGAUGCCCGCCGCGUCCGCCGGAGCUGGAGUUUCUGAAUCGUCGAUGAUUAACCGGUGGCCUUUACAAGUUGUAGCAGCCAGACAAGCAAUCAUGGCGGACUCCUUUUUUCUUUUUCUGUGUAGAAAAUUUACAAAAAUGCAUGUCUUAAUCUGGUUUAAAUCUGUUCUGUAAUCAUCAUAAAUGGUGACAAUCAGAUUCAAAGAAUCUGUUUCU
This is a messenger RNA of Ipomoea nil (Japanese morning glory), 916 nucleotides long. RefSeq names its product auxin-induced protein 15A-like. Bases 307 to 738 code for a protein of 143 amino acids. Gene Ontology annotation, biological process: response to auxin. The record is from RefSeq and is a predicted model, not a curated record. The transcript has a single exon. NCBI's taxonomy places the organism in Eukaryota, Viridiplantae, Streptophyta, Magnoliopsida, Solanales, Convolvulaceae.